This is a messenger RNA of Dermacentor silvarum, 2004 nucleotides long. Its product is annotated as acetylcholinesterase-1. The transcript has 4 exons. The coding region runs from base 51 to 1739 and encodes 562 amino acids. The record is from RefSeq and is a predicted model, not a curated record. Gene Ontology annotation, biological process: choline metabolic process; acetylcholine catabolic process. Gene Ontology annotation, cellular component: plasma membrane. Gene Ontology annotation, molecular function: acetylcholinesterase activity. Lineage: Eukaryota; Metazoa; Arthropoda; Arachnida; Ixodida; Ixodidae.
AAUUUUAUAUUGCGACGUGUCUGGAAAGCUGUCGCAGACAUCGUGCUAGUAUGAAUGCAAGCGGACAGCGCGUCGCGCUUCUCACAUUUACCUCGUACCUCUUUGUCGCUAGCUUCCAUCGACUACUGUCAUCGGUAGUUCAGUACGCAGAUGCAGCCGUAAUAGUCAAAUCACCCGUAGGUAAAAUACUGGGUGUGAAACGCAGUGCAUUUGGAGACAAGGACGUUUACGCUUUCACCGGGAUACGCUACGCCAAGCCUCCUAUUGGUGCGCUCAGAUAUCGGAAACCCCAACCGGAACCGCCAUGGGGCGACGACGUUUGGGACGCGACGCGAACGCCUCCGUCGUGCCUACAGCACAGCGUCUUUUCCCCAAGGGAUUUAAUUUGGAUACCGUACGAUGUACAAACAAGCGAAGACUGCCUGUAUUUGAAUAUCUGGUCGCCGAGUCUAAAUGCCACGGCAAAGCGUCCCGUGAUGGCUUGGAUACACGGAGGACAGUUCAUUCACGGCUCGGCUGCUACGCCCCUGGUUGACGGUGGUAACCUGGCUGCCCUAGGGGACGUCGUCGUUGUCACAAUCGCGUACAGGCUGCAGUCAUUCGGAUACCUCUACGACGGCACAGAAAACGCUCCCGGGAACCAGGGCCUACACGACCAACUUCUGGCGCUCAAAUGGAUUCGGGAGAACAUUGCUGCUUUCGGCGGUGACCCAUCGGAAGUCACAUUGUUCGGAUUUAGUGCGGGCGGCAUGUCAAUCGGAUUCUUCCUGACUGCUCCGAGCGCACGAGCGUUGUUCAAACGAGCCAUCAUCCACAGCGGUCCCGUGGCAAGGAACGGCCUGACAAAAGACAAGGGCGCCGCGCUCAUUGAGUCAUUCAAAUUCGCGAAGAUAUUCGGUUGUAAUAACGAAAGUUCUGAAGCCCACAUGGCUGGUAGCUUUGCCUCCUGCAUGCGCAAUGUCAACGCAAGCCUGAUCUCAGUGCUGGAACAGAAUUUUAUGAAUGAUGGUGGCAAGUUUAUGCCCAUUUUUGGCGACCAUCUCCUGCCGACCGAUCCCCAGGUGGCAAACUUCACGGGCGACAGGGAUGUUAUGAUUGGAUACGUCGCUAGCGAAGGAAGCGUAAACCUGUACGUGCGUUUUACCGACGUUUUUUCGAAGACGCUUCCUCCGAGAAAUGUAAGCAAGGUUGAAAUGCUAUACUAUUUGGGCGCUCUGCACAAAGGCCUGUCUAUUUCUGAAGUGCUGACACUUCGGGAACUGUACAUGAGAAAAAUUGCGGAUGUUGAUUACGAUAAACUGAGACGCGCGCUUGCAGAGGAGCAGUCAGACGUGCUCAUAAAUUGUGCUUCGGUGGACACGGCGCUAAAGCUCGCCAAAGCCGCAACUUCAGCCAAAGCAAACAAUGCGGUUUACUUAUACAAGAUGAACCACGUGUCUCGAUGCACCAAAGUUCAGCCUUGGUUGGGCAUGACGCACGGUGAUGAUACUCCUUUUGUAUUUGGUAGACCUUUGGACGAGAACGGCUGCGGUGGAGACAUUCCUUUCGCAAAGAAAGUUAUCGAAAUAUGGAGCAACUUCGCCUAUGGAAGAGUGCCCAAGGGCCCAGCAGGCGUGAAAUGGCCGAAGUUCAAGACACAUUACCCAGCGCUGUUAGAGAUCACGAAUGCUAAAUUCUUUGUCUCCAAGAUUAAUUAUUUCGCCCGUUGCAAGAAGUUAAAAAAGCUAAGACUGUACUGAAAAUACAGACGGACAGCAGUCUGUGGCUAUGUUGAGCAUGAUUUAUCAGGUGAACCUUUAAUGUAGUCUUUGACGCUCAAUGUCUUGGAUAUGUUGCCAGACUCCCCGAAAAUCCUCUUUCUGCUCAACUCGAGUUCGUGCUUGCGGAUUCCAAAUUAUGAAAUGGCAUGCUGUAUGUUUAUGAAAUUUCGGUAGUUUUUAUUUCGGCCGUCUAUAGAAGUGGGUGGCACUGUCGCCAUGCUGUCCAGAAUGCACAUGAUAUUCA